Clonostachys rhizophaga is the source of this 1611-nucleotide messenger RNA. The record is from the annotation of a GenBank genome assembly. NCBI's taxonomy places the organism in Eukaryota, Fungi, Ascomycota, Sordariomycetes, Hypocreales, Bionectriaceae.
AUGGCGCCCAAGCAGAUGGACAUGUCUACUUAUUCUGCCCCGGCGGCAGUGUACAAUUGGCGAAUCUACGCCCUCGCGGCCUCGGCGGCCAUGGGAAGUGCCAUGUUUGGUUAUGACAGCGCCUUCAUUGGCGGAGCCAUGUCUCUACCGUCCUUUGCAAGCCGCUUCAAGCUGGCCAAUGCUGGCGGAACUGAGCUUGCUGCUCUCAAGGCCAACAUUGUCAGCACCUUUCAGGCCGGCUGCUUCUUUGGUGUCAUCCUCUGCUACCUGGCCACGGACCGAAUUGGGCGCCGCUGGCCUCUGAUCGUCUGUGGUGUGGUGUUUGACCUGGGAGCUAUCCUCCAGCUGGUUUCCCCUGGACUGGUUGGACUGAUUUAUGCUGGGCGAGCCUUGACAGGCCUCGCUGUAGGCGCUUCAUCCAUGAUUGUGCCCGUCUACAUCUCGGAGUCCUGUCCACCAGCUAUCAGGGGCCGCCUCAUUGGUAUCUUCGAAAUCUUCCUGCAGACAUUCAUGAUCUUCGGUUUCUGGGUCAACUACGGUGUUAACAUCCACAUCUCCGGCACUUCUGACUCACAGUGGCACAUUCCGUUCGCGCUGCAGCUGAUUCCAGGCACUCUCCUUGUCAUCUGCAUGUUCUUCCAGCCGGAAUCCCCCCGAUGGCUGCUCAACGCAGACAGGGUCCUAGAGGCGCGCAAAGUCCUGCAGAGGCUCCGCCAGCUCCCCAACGACGACGACUACCUGAACUGGGAAAUCAACACCAUCCUCCACCAGAUCGAGGAGGAGAACGCCAUGGGGGCCAAGAAGAGCUUCCUGGGCAAGCUCCGCGAGAUCGCCCUGCCUGCCAACCGCAUCCGCCUCAUCCUCGGCGUCACCCUCAUGUUCAUCCAGAACAUGUCCGGCAUUAAUGCGCUCAAUUACUACUCGCCGUCAAUUUUUCAGGCAAUUGGUUUCACCGGCACCGAUAUCGGCCUGCUGGCUACAGGGAUCUUCGGAAUCGUCAAGGCUGGUGCCACCGCCGUCUUCAUGGUCUGGGGCAUUGACCGACUCGGCCGCCGCAAGGCUCUGCUCAUUGGGUCUGUGGGAGCCAUGGUUGCCCUGUAUUACCUGGGCGCGUACACGAAGCUCUCCCACUCCUUCUCGGCGACGCCCAAGGAGAGCAAGGAUGCGGGUGCCUACGUGGCCAUCGUGAUGAUCUACACCUUCGCAGUCUUCUACGCAAUGUCGUGGAAUGGAAUCCCCUGGAUCUUCUGCGCCGAGGUGUUUCCAAUGGCCAUCCGCUCCACCUGUCUCCUCUUCACGACUUGUGCCCAAUGGCUGGGCCAGUUUAUAAUUGUCUACUCCACUCCGUACAUGAUGACCAACAUCACCUACGGCACCUUUUUCCUCUUCGGUUCCGCUGUUCUCUUCGGUGUUGUUUUCGUCUUCGUCCUUGUGCCGGAGACAAAGGGGUUGUCGCUCGAGGAUAUGGAUAUUCUGUUCUCGCAGCAGGGUCCUGGAUAUACCUGGCGCUCCAAGACCGACAUUUUGGUUGAGGAGAGGCGAUUGGCUGGUGUGGCGGAGACUCUGGCUCGUGAGGAGAAGCAACAGAUUUCUGAAGCUGAAGAAGUAUGA